Molecule: messenger RNA, 3360 nt
Organism: Talaromyces rugulosus
Lineage: Eukaryota; Fungi; Ascomycota; Eurotiomycetes; Eurotiales; Trichocomaceae
Exons: 1
Coding region: 1-3360 (1119 amino acids)
Biological process (GO): protein sumoylation
Molecular function (GO): SUMO ligase activity; zinc ion binding
Source: RefSeq, a predicted model, not a curated record
AUGGGUCCGGCGCAACAUUCUCCGGCACGGCCUCACCAAUGCUCUGGAAGCGAGCUCGCGACCUCCAACUCGACCGCUAACCGCUUCCUCGGCACUGCGCAGAAAUCGUGGAUGACAAACAGCGCUCCUCCACCAGCCCUGGGGCUUCCCAAAAAGCCUACUGUCACUCCGACCAAGCCUCGAGUCGUCACGAAACUGCCUUCCAAGAAUCCCACGAUCCCACCCCUCGGGGGCUUCACCACAGCACCCCAGCCAAAUCCAAAGAUAAACGGACGAUCUCCUGUCAAUCAUGCCAAGCGACACGCGACCGAUCCUGUCAAGAAUACCUCUGCCGAUCGUCCAGCCGUGUUGUAUACGGAGCUGGCUCCAGCGUCGCCCAUCACUCCUGGAGCCAGCUUCCCAGACAGCACAGCUGGCCGCGGCCCAGCUGUUGCUGAUGUUCUGCCUCAUAAAAAGAUGGAGCCAGCGAAUGUCGACAUUCCCCAUCAACCGCCUGUUCUUCCAUCUCCCGAGCCAAGUAAUGACUCACACCCUAGUCCUGUCGCUAUUCCUGAAGCCAACCCUCAGCCUGUCGUGUCUACGUUGGCAAAACCACAGUCAGUGACAGGGGAAGGAAUUGCGCCCACACUACCUGCUAUCACUCAGACAAAGCCCCCGUCGACUCUUCACAGCCAGUCGCCGUCGGUAACUGUCUCAUCUUUACCCAGCAACUCGCCCGUGUCACUCACACCAGUCCCCACGUCCCCAUACACCAAUUCCAUAUGGAAGCAUGCCAUGAAUCGAUUAAAGAUUCUGCAGGAAAAGUCUGCAGAACAGAAUAGCUUGUCUGAAACCGUGGAACUACCGCGAUUGCGCAUCUUAGAAGACGCAUGUCUCACCCAAGACAUGUUUUAUUUGGCUCUGCAUCAAGUCUACUGUAUUAACUCGUUUGCUCCUUCCCAGCUGCAGUCUCUUCAUCCACUUGGAAUUCAACCUGACGUUGGUCUGAACGUGAUCAGACAGCUGCUAGUGGACAAUCAGCGCUUAUCAGGAGACUUCUUGAAGUGGUGCGUCUCCUAUCCAUCACCACUCUUCUCGAUGCUGGAGUUUGAAGACUACAGAACAGCUCUGUCCCAGGUGGCUACUUGCCUAUCAAGUAUCUCAAAACGAUGGCAUCUCUAUGAGCAUGAACUUCGGGCCCGCGCUUUCCCGCCACAAGUUGACGAACUAGUAGACCGCUUAGGCGUGAAAUCACCUACUCUACAAAGCAUCAUAUUCACCGCCCUGUCUCGGCGUCUUUUUGGGCCCCGUGAACAACUACUCAAGGCGUGCAGCUCGCUUUUUGAACAAGAUAAAGCAAACUACGAAAAGCGUCAAACUUACGACAAAGCCCAAAGGGAAAGGGAGGCAUUAGCAUAUUCACAGCAAUGUAGAGAGAUCUGCACCUCUCAUGGCGUGUUUCCGCACCCCAGCCAUGCCAGCAAAAACAACACGCAAAGCAAACACACCGCAGCCCCUAUCCCGGCGCCAAUUCCUGCGCCAUCGCCAGCCUCAACAACAGCACCCCAACCUACCCUUAAACCCCCUCCAGGUCCCCUCUACCAACAAGGACAGCAUCCUCCUCCAUUUCCACUCUACCAGCAACCACCGAUGGCUCAUUACGGCUCUCCUAGUUUGCCACGGCCGGAUUCUGGACCUUUUAUGAACACACCACCAAACUCUGCAUUGCGACAAGUUCAACAAUUCUCCUAUCCGCCAUCGUCACAGGUCCUUUCGUCGAGCAUUGCGCAAAUUAAUUCACAACACCAGGCUAGUUCGCAAGUCCCACCUAUGGCAACGUCCAGGCAAGAUGUUCGACAAGGUCCUACUCCUGUUGCAACUCCUAAAAAUUCCGUGCCACCCCAACAGGCGCAAUCUACGGGCCUUGAAAGUAAGCCACGUCGCGGACCAAAACCAAAAGCCGGUUCUGCUGGUUCUGCUGCACAAGCGCACGUGGGUCACCCAGCUUACGCUCCAAACUCGCAUACUGGCCCGCCGUCUUAUGCUGGCCCAAUGGUCCAUAUGGCAUACAGUAACCCAUAUCCUACAACUCAGAACAUGCCUGCUCCAAUCACAUACGGCCAGCCGGCAAUGCCCCCUUUCAUAUCUCAACUAAGCAUAAGCCAUAUGACGCCAAUGGCAAUGCCCUCUCAGCUCGGGUCGAGACCUCCUAAACACCAGCCUCAGCAGGCAUCGCCUACAACUUUUCCUCCUCAUCUCCCACUUUCUAAUGUUACGCCUGGCUCAUCUACCACUACGCUCCAGAGCAAUAACCGUUCUUCCCAACCGGGUAUGAAUGCAAACGCGACACCCUCACUCGUCCAUUAUUUCUCGGAUUUCGCAAUGCCUGCAACGAAGUUGGCAUCCAACCGAUCCGCAUUCAAGUUUCCGUUCCGGGUGUCGCUUGAAGCGCUCGAAAGACGCCCGCGCCUCCUUCCACAAGGGAGUAAUAGUUCUUCUUUGGCUCCACACUUUUCGGAUGGCAAUGUGUCGUAUCGCCUUCGUUGUAUCAAAUGUGAAGGUCAACUUAACAUCGACUCGUUGCCUGUCUGGUCUCGAGCUGAGAAUGCCUGGCCCGAUGUCAUCUAUAUCCAUGUCAACAAUAAGGAGGUGCACAGGCCACAUAACUCAAAGACUCUGCCGAUCGAUAUCAAUCGCUUUUUAGAGCCUGGUAUGAAUGAGAUUAGACUAAAUGUCUUACACAAUGCCCAGCAGCGAGCCAGAAACGUUACCUACGCAGUUGCCGUUGAAGUCUUGCGAUUCGCCGACCCGAUGAGCUUCCAGAGUCUAGUCAAAAAGUUGCCUUCCCGAGAAUCGCUCCAGCAGAUUCAGAAUCGACUCGGGGUGAAUAAUGAUGACGAGGAUCUAAUGAUCAUGGACAACUUCAUUUCGAUUGAUCUGCGAGAUCCCUUUACCACACGAAUAUUCGACACUCCCAUCCGAGGGGAGGGCUGCACACAUAGGGAGUGUUUUGAUCUCUCCACUUUUUUGCAAACAAUCACCUUCGCGCCUUCAUCACUAGGAAAACGCACGCCGUAUUUACGCUGUCCUAUCUGUAGGAAGGACAUCCGCCCUCAUCUGCUAAUAGUUGACGAGUUUCUCCUCGAAAUACGGGCUACUCUCUCGCAGCAACAGAAAUCAGAAACGGCAAAAUGCAUUCGUGUAAAAUCUGAUGGCUCUUGGGAAGCAGUCUUGGAUACGGAGGAAGAAAACAAAACCCCAAGCAAGAAAUUGAAGCGCGAUCGGGCUUCUUUCGAAUCCGAUCUAUUCAAGACUGAACAAAGUCGUGAGAGUAGCCUCUCACGCAUCCCCGAGGCUGUGCAAGUUAUCGAAUUAGAGUAA